AUGUUCUCCCAUUUUGUUUUACUCAAAACAUCCAUUCGGACUACUUUAGCACUCAUAGACAAACCCAUUGAAGUACUAUCACCAGAAGAAUGGGUUAUAGCAUCAGAAAUUACUACUGCCUUACAACCGAUGAAAGAGAUAACGGACCACAUAAGUGAAGAUCCUUCAGGUGGUACAGUUGAAAUGAGUAGUGAUACUCCUUCGACAAGUUCCACUCUUGUAACAAAGAAGCUCGCUGCAUUUAAUACAUACAGACGAAUUGCAGCUAAUUAUAAGCCAGCUGGGAUCCCGAUGGCAAGGGCCAUCACAGAAGUACAACGUUACCUGGAGGAACCGCUACCAUGUGACCGGUUCACCAUGUGAAAAUAGCGACCCGCUGAAAUGGUGGAGGGAACAUUCCUACAAUUUUCCAUUUCUGUCAAAAAUUGUUUGACAAAAAUUUUGCACAGUGGUAACAUCAGUGCCAUGUGAAAGGGUUUUUUCUAAAACCGGCAAUAUUUUAAACGAAAGGAGGACUCGGCUGUCCUCAGAAAAAGUAAAAAAGCUUGUUUUUUUGAAAUAUAAUUCUGAAAUAUAUAAUAAGGCACUAAAAGAAUAAAAUAUAUAUCGGCACAUAUUUAAUAUAUAUUUUAAUGUCCAGUAACUAGUAUCAAUCCAAUGCUUAAUUUAAUAAGAUAUAUAUAAAAGAUAUUUACAUUAAUAUUUACCUGUUAGCUACUUAUUUUAA
Nezara viridula (southern green stink bug) is the source of this 727-nucleotide messenger RNA. NCBI's taxonomy places the organism in Eukaryota, Metazoa, Arthropoda, Insecta, Hemiptera, Pentatomidae. The record is from the annotation of a GenBank genome assembly.